AUGAGAGAAAUCAUUUCAUUUCAUUUUGGAUAAUCUGGAGCCCAACUAGCAAGUCCACUUUGGGAGUUAUAUUGUUUAGAACAUGGUAUCAAUUUGGAUGGAUCAGUUUCAAAUAAUUCUGAAAUUUAAGAGAAUGACACAAAUCGUGAAAUAUUAUUUUCUGAGACUCAAAAUAAUCGCUAUGUACCAUUAGCUUAUAUAGCUGAUGAUGAUGAUUACAGUAUUGAUCAAAUCAAAAAUGGUUAACUUAAGAAAUUGUUUUCAACUAAAUCUUUAUAAGAAUUUAAAGGAGAUUCAGGAAGUAUUUGGAUUUCAAGUUAUAAAAGUGCACAAGCUUCUGAAAAUUUUAGAAAUCAAAUUCAUUAAUUAUUAGAUAAAUGCGAUUCUUUAUAAGGGAUUAUGAUAUAUCAUUCUGUAAGUGGUGGUUUUGGAGGGAGCUAUGCAUCCUAUUUAUUAAAUGAAUUUGAGGAUGAUUUUUCCAAGGUAAUAAAAUCAACCGUUUCCAUGCUUUCGUCAGAUUAGAAUUCAACAUCAACAAUUGUGGAGCCAUAUAACUCAGUUUUUACUAUUAAUUAAUUAAAGUAAUACUCUAAUUUUAACAUAUUUAUUGAUAACUCAGCGCUCUCCCAGGUAUGUGAGCGCUAAUUAGAAAUUGAUUGGGCUAAUUUUGGCAUUUUAAAUAAAAUGAUUGCUUAGAUGAUAGCAUCAAUUACCUCUACAUAAAGACUUAAUUCUGAAAAUUUUGUAGAUUUAUAAGACAUGUAUUAAAAUCUUGUUUUACUACCAGAAUUGCAAUUUUUACACACAUCCUACGCUCCUUUUAUUUAAAGAGACUAAUAAAAUUCAUCAAGUGUUAAUUUACUUUAAAUCUCUUAAGCCCUGUUUAAUGAAGCAGGGUCAUUUAUUAAAUUUACUCCUAAUCCAUCAUAAUAUUUUGGAGUGAAUUUAUUUUAUCGAGGAGAUUGCCCCUACUCAGAUUUACAAAGCACCAUAAAUGAACUUAAGAAUUCUAAAUGCAUUAAUUUCGCAGAUUGGGUACCCAUCAAUUAUCAAGUUGCAAUGAGCUCUAAAAGUACAGUCCAAUUUCAUAAUGCAGAACUAGGAAGAGGAAAUAAAACUGCUUGUUUAGUGGCUAAUUCAACACGUAUAUUAAAUCCCUUAAAGAAUAUUUAAUCAAGAUUUAAGAAUUUGUAUUAAAAGAAGUGCUUUCUUCAUUGGUUUUUAAAGAAUUCUUAGAUUGAUGAGUCAUAAUUUGUAAACGGUUUAGACUUCUUCUCAUCCUUAUUAUCAAAUUAUGAAUAAUCAAUUUCACAAGAUAUAAAUCAAGAAAAAUAAAAUGUAGAUGAUGAGGCUUCAAUCGAAGAGAUUGAUGAGAUAAAUAAAUGA
This is a messenger RNA of Paramecium tetraurelia, 1386 nucleotides long. RefSeq lists its product as uncharacterized. The record is from RefSeq and is a predicted model, not a curated record. The transcript has a single exon. Lineage: Eukaryota; Ciliophora; Oligohymenophorea; Peniculida; Parameciidae. Gene Ontology annotation, biological process: mitotic cell cycle; microtubule cytoskeleton organization. Gene Ontology annotation, cellular component: cytoplasm; microtubule. Gene Ontology annotation, molecular function: structural constituent of cytoskeleton; GTP binding.